AUGCUCAGACAGUUCCCGGGUGUCCAAUACGAAGACAUGUUUAAUGUCAAGGACAAGCAGAGACAGAAGAAACCCCAGCAGACUCAGAGCAGACUCAGAGCAGACUCAGAGCAGACUCAGAGCAGACUCAGAGCAGACCCAGAGCAGACUCAGAGCAGACCCAGAGCAGACUCAGAGCAGACCCAGAGCAGACUCAGAGCAGACCCAGAGCAGACCCCUUUAAGACUCUAUUGGGAGAAUGUCCCCCGCGGAGAGCAGAGGGCUGAAGUGCACAGACUUGUGGCGGACGUAGAGGAAGAUGUCAUGCUCAGGAUGGGUUUGGUGAUGAUGCUGCUUCUGUGGAGGCUGCAUGGAGCUCUCACUUUGUGCUCUGUCAGCUCUGAUGCGUAA
This is a messenger RNA of Knipowitschia caucasica, 390 nucleotides long. Lineage: Eukaryota; Metazoa; Chordata; Actinopteri; Gobiiformes; Gobiidae. The record is from the annotation of a GenBank genome assembly.